This is a messenger RNA of Brugia pahangi, 285 nucleotides long. The record is from the annotation of a GenBank genome assembly. NCBI's taxonomy places the organism in Eukaryota, Metazoa, Nematoda, Chromadorea, Rhabditida, Onchocercidae.
AUGCCACCAUCAAAUGUUAGACCUAUAGCAAAUGAAACUAAGCAACAAACGUCUCCUACGUGGCUUAUUGAUAUAUGUCUAGAACGAGUCCUUGAGACAAAUCUUCGACAAACGUCCAACGACGUGCUACCUCGUCUCCACGACGAUAAAAGCACCCAUUUGCUUGAUGCUUCAUAUGAGAUUAGACAACCGCUCAAUUUCCUUCCUUCACAUAACCGAAAAACUACAAAUACGCACUUCACGACAUACCACUGUUUGUGUUUCAUACAUAUACAUGAAUUAUAA